This is a messenger RNA of Syngnathus typhle (broad-nosed pipefish), 3767 nucleotides long. It is a transcript of the gene wdr35, whose product is annotated as WD repeat domain 35. Gene Ontology annotation, cellular component: non-motile cilium; intraciliary transport particle A. Lineage: Eukaryota; Metazoa; Chordata; Actinopteri; Syngnathiformes; Syngnathidae. Gene Ontology annotation, molecular function: protein binding. The coding region runs from base 118 to 3666 and encodes 1182 amino acids. The record is from RefSeq and is a predicted model, not a curated record. Gene Ontology annotation, biological process: protein localization to cilium; intraciliary retrograde transport; non-motile cilium assembly. The transcript has 29 exons.
CACUGCACAGUGUACGGUUGCCACGGGCGACAGGAAAAGGCUACAGCGUCCGUGCUACAGCUUGAGGGAAAACCCAACAAAACACUUGCCACACACUAGAGGAUUCAAAAGGAGACCAUGUUUAUCUACCUCAGCAAGAAGAUUGCCAUUCCCAACAGUAUUCACUUGAAAUGUGUCUCUUGGAACAAAGAUCAGGGCUUUAUUGCCUGUGGAGGGGAUGAUGGCCUCUUAAAAGUGCUCAAACUUGAAACUCAAACAGACGAUGCCAAACUUAAGGGACUUGCUGCACCCAGUAAUUUGUCAAUGAACCAGACUUUGGGAGGGCACAGUGGUGCUGUACAAGUAGUCACUUGGAACGAACAGUACGAAAAACUAACAACCAGUGACCAGAAUGGACUCAUCAUUGUAUGGAUGCUGUACAAAGGUGCAUGGUACGAGGAAAUGAUCAAUAAUCGGAAUAAAUCGGUGGUGAGGAGUAUGAGUUGGAAUGCUGACGGUCAAAAGAUCUGCAUUGUGUAUGAAGAUGGGGCAGUCAUUGUUGGAUCUGUAGACGGUAACCGGAUUUGGGGAAAGGAGCUGAAGGGAAAUCAGCUUGGGCAUGUGGCAUGGUCUCCAGACAGCAAGGUCUUGCUCUUUGGCAUGGCCAACGGGGAAGUUCAAAUCUUUGACAACCAUGGCAAUUUCAUAAUGAAACUGACCAUCAGCUGCCUGACUAACGUGACAGGAGCCAUUAGGAUAGCAGGUAUCCACUGGUACUCAGGAACAGGCGGUUACGUAGAACCCGACUGCCCGUGUCUGGCUAUCUGUUUUCAAAAUGGAAGAUGUCAGAUUAUGCGCUACGAGACGGAUGAAAACCCUGUGUGUAUCGACACCACGAUGAACGUGGUCAGCAUUCAGUGGAACCAUUGCGGUAGUGUGCUGGCAGUGGCCGGUUCCCUCAGAGCUUUGAACUCAGACGUGGAAAUCAACGUGGUGCAGUUUUAUACACCUUUCGGAGAGCACCUGAGAACCUUGAAAGUGCCUGGGAAGCAGAUGACAGGAGUCGCUUGGGAAGGAGGAGGCCUGCGGAUCAGCCUGGCUGUCGAUUCCUACAUCUAUUUUGCAAAUAUCAGACCGGAUUACAAGUGGGGCUAUUGUUGCAGCACAGUAGUCUAUGCCUUCACAAAGCCCGAGCGUCAAGAUUAUUGCGUGGUUUUCUGGGACACCAAAAACAAUGAAAAAUGUGUCAAGUAUGUCAAGAGCCUCAUGUCCAUCACCACAUCAGGGGACUUCUGCACCCUGGCCAGCAAGGCUGAUGACACCCAAGUGCAGGGAAACGCUGAGUCAGACGGCGAGAGUCAUGCAAAGUAUGUCCUUAUUCUUUGCAACUCGAUCGGGACUCCGUUGGACUCAAAGUACAUCGAUAUAUGUCCAUUGUUUGUGACCAUGACCAGGACACAUGUGAUCGCUGCAUCUAAAGAGGCUUUCUACUUGUGGCAAUACAGAGUAGCCAAUAAAUUAACUGCCUUGGAGAUCAACCAAGUAACCCGAACUAAGAAAGAGGGAAGGGAAAGACUGUAUCACAUUGACAGCAGUCCAACUGGAGUCAAUGAUAAUGGAGAGGACUUUGCAAAAGCCUUCGCAGCAACGAGAGAUCCCAUAUGUUGCAUCGCAGCAACGGAUAAUACUUUGAUGAUGGGCCGCGAAUCAGGUCUUAUCCACAGAUAUAGCCUGCCAAAUGUUGUUCUCAUCCAGAAAUACACCAUGAACAGAGCCCAUCAUCUUUCUUUAAACUGCAACUCCAGUCGGCUGGCCGUUAUUGACAUCUCAGGCGUGCUAACUUUGCUGGACGUGGAGAGUCACGCGUCCUCAGGCGAUGCCCCGGGCAAUCCGGUCUCAGCUGGGGAGCCAUCAAAGCUCGAACGCAAAGAUGUUUGGGAUAUGAAGUGGGCAAAGGACAACCCUGAUCUCUUUGCCAUGAUGGAAAAGACCAGGAUGUAUGUCUUCCGGAAUUUAGACCCAGAGGAACCCAUCCAAACAUCUGGAUACAUCUGCAGCUUCGAGGACCUGGAAAUCAAAUCUGUCCUGCUUGACGAAAUCAUGAAGGACCCAGAGAGACCCAAUAAAGACAAUCUCAUCAACUUUGAAAUCCGUUCUUUGAGAGACAGCCGCGCUCUCAUCGAGAAAGUGGGAAUCACGGAUGCUUCGCAGUUCAUUGAGGAUAAUCCACACCCAAGACUCUGGCGUCUGCUGGCUGAGGCGGCGCUCCACCAACUGGACUUGAAGACGGCCGAGCAGGCAUUCGUCCGCUGCAAAGACAACCAGGGCAUUGAGUUUGUCAAGCGGCUGGCCAACCUACAGAGUGAGCCCAUGAAACAGGCCGAGGUGGCGGCUUACUUCAGCAGCUUCGAGGAAGCCGAGCGCAUGUAUUUGGACAUGGACCGCAGGGACCUCGCUAUUAGUCUUCGGAUGAAAUUGGGAGACUGGUUCAGAGUGCUCCAGCUGCUUAAAACUGGCUCCGGGGACUGUGAUGACGCUCUCCUGGAGCAGGCCUACAAUGCAAUCGGAGACUACUUUGCUGACAGACAAAAGUGGGUCAACGCAGUGCAGUACUACGUUCAAGGGCGCCACCAGGAGAAGUUAGCAGAAUGCUACUACAUGUUGGAGGACUAUGAGAACCUUGAGAAGUUGACCAAUUCGCUCCCCGAAAAUCAUAAGCUUUUGCCGGAGAUUGGCCAGAUGUUUACCACCGUGGGCAUGUGUGAACAAGCCGUGAAGGCUUACCUUAAAUGCAACCAGGCCAAGGCUGCUGUUGACACGUGUGUCCAUCUGAACCAGUGGAACAAAGCAGUGGAACUUGCCAGAAACCAUAACAUGAGGGAGAUUAAACCUCUUCUGUCCAAAUACGCUUCACAUCUUCUCGAGAAGAACAAAAUACUAGAGGCAGUAGAAUUGUAUCAGAAGGCUCACCAUUUUCUGGAUGCAGCCAAACUCAUGUUUAAGAUAGCAGAUGAGGAGGCCAAGAAAAGGAGUCGCCCGCUGCGGGUGAAGAAGCUGUACGUGCUGGCUGCUCGGCUGGUAGAAAACCAUCAAGAGCAAAAGAAGACGUCGCAACAGAGUAAAGCGAAGGGCAAGAAGUCAGAGGCAACAUUUGCACUCGCCGGACUCCUCGAGGAAGACACCACGUCUUCGGACAAUCGCGUCCUCGACAACGCGUGGCGAGGAGCCGAGGCCUAUCACUUUUUCUUGCUCGCUCAGAGGCAACUGUACGAAGGCUACACGGAGAAUGCCAUGCACACAGCCCUUCAUCUCCGCGAAUAUGAGGACAUCAUCCCUGCGGUGGAGAUCUACUCCCUCCUCGCCAUCUGCUCAUCGGCCAGCCGGGCCUUCGGGACGUGCUCGCAGGCCUUCAUCAAGCUGGAGGCCUUGGAGAGCGUGGAGCCGGAGCAGCGGCUGCUCUAUGAGGACUUGGCCUUGGAGAUCUUCACCAAGCACGUGCCAAAAGACAGCCGCGGGCUGGAGCUCGACGCGGAAGGGACGUCCGAAAAGUUACCCACCUGCAUAGUGAGCGGUCUUCCUAUUCAGGACCGGCAGUUGUGGAUGUGCAGUGUGUGCAAGCACUGUGCUCAAAGCAACGAGAUCAGCAAAUAUAACUACUGCCCGCUUUGUCACUCCAGUGUGGGCUGAAGCUUUUGUCACAACCUCAAUUGACAUUUAUUAUUUUCUUAAAUACAUGACUGUAUAUACUAUUAUAGCUCUUUUAUAUAAAAACGAAAUGAUCAGACAAA